Molecule: messenger RNA, 4012 nt
Organism: Papaver somniferum (opium poppy)
Lineage: Eukaryota; Viridiplantae; Streptophyta; Magnoliopsida; Ranunculales; Papaveraceae
Exons: 8
Coding region: 785-3523 (912 amino acids)
Source: RefSeq, a predicted model, not a curated record
GAAAGAGAAAAUAAAAACACAUACAGAGACAGUCCUCUUCUCUUCUAUAGAGAGGCUCGAGGGAAGAGAAGAGAGAUCGAACAAACAUAUUCACUUUCCUUGAAUCUAAAGUCAUGGUGUUUUGCAAUCCCGUGGGGACCCAACUCACCUCCAUGAACAAUUCUUCUUCUAAGACUCUCUGUUUUACUCUUUCAAAACAACCAUUUUUUAAGCACUUUUUUCCCUCCUCGUUUUCUCUUUCAGAUUCUUAUCUUCUCUUUUCCUCUUCUUCUUCUUCUUCCAAGGAGGAAACUUCAUAGCCCCAUUUCUUCCUUUUUCAGCUCUCUCCAUUACUUUUUAAUCACUAGGUUUUUUGUUUUUAGAUUUUCAAAAAGUAUCAUAUACUACUAAUACUAGAUAAAGGAGAGACCUUUUUUUUUAUUGGCUUUUCUUCAAAUUUCUUCUGUGGGUUUUGAUUGUGGGAGGAGGGAGCUCAAUAUUUCAAGGAAGAGAUUGAAUCUGUCUGUACAAGUUUAGGUGAAGUCAUAAUUAGUGUGGAUUGAAUCAAAUUGAGCUGAGCAUUUCAUGAAGUUGAAAUUUUCAGCAUUCAAUGGUGGCUUGACAUGUUCUUGUUUUUGGCACAAUUGAAAACAAGAAGAAGAAGGCUUUUUUGUUUGGUUCUAUCUGAAAAUCGGCCUAAUCUCAGCAUACUACUGACGUCGGAUCACAUAUACAGAAGUGGUGCAUGUUGAACAAAAGACAAAAAAAGAUAAAUAGAAAUUUCAAGAGUUGAUCAUUCUUCAAUAUGGGAAAGCGAGUGCAGAAAAAUUCUGUUUAUCGGGACAAAACUCAGGCAGGUUGCAUUUCGGGUUUGAUUAGUAUCUUUGAUUUCCGGUAUGGUCGUUCAUCUCAAAAGUUGCUCCCUGAUAGGAGGCAUGGGAGUAACAGGCUUUCUAUUGGUAAUGGAUAUUCAAAGAAAAAACUCAAGCUAUUGACUGAUGCUGAAGGAGCCCGCGAAGGCAGCAAUGACGGUGAUGAAAACAGAACAUCAAAGAUUGAUAUUUGUAGAAGAAGUGUAAAGAAGCUCAUGGAAGAAGAAAUGUUCAGUCAGAAGCAACCGAAAAAGAAGACUCGUACUGCUUCAGUGGAGUUUCAAGAGCCAGAAUACUCGCACCUGGACCUAGUUUCAUUAAUGGAAGAAUUUUGCAACCAUGUACAUCAGCGUCUAAACAAGGGGGAUUCUUCCGAUGGACAGGAAUCUACUAGUUCCACAAGUAAUGAUCAUCUUGAUGAGCUCGAUUUACAGUUGGUUCAAAAACAUACUAUUCUUGAAGAGAAACUAAGUGAAGCAGCCGAGGCUUUUUUGAGUCAGAAGUUUAUUGAUUCUGGGCAAAUAACAGAUGAAGCGAAAAUUCAACAGACCAAACAAUUCAUGGAUGCACUGGAUAUAUUGAACUCGAACAAGGAACUACUUUUAAAACUUCUUGAAGAUUCUAAUUCAUUGCUGGUGAAACACAUCGAAGACCUCCGGGGUUCUCAAUCAGAAAAAGGUGAGCCAAAGAAAUCAGUAACGAGAACAAAAGCGUCUGAACAGGAGAUUGAUAAUUCAACCCAAUGUCAGGAGCUUGUUGUUCAUAAAGAGACUCCUAAACAAAAUAUGUAUAAAUUUUUCUGGAGAAAGGUCAAGUCGGAGAAUAAAAAUGCACCCAAAGAGGUUGAUAGCCCACGUGCUUCAAACAGAAUAGUAAUUCUAAAGCCAAACCCAGCAGCCAUUAUAAAUCCUGCAGCUGCAACUAGCCUAAAUAGUCCCCGCUCCUCAACUCAGUUCCUUUAUAGUCCGGUGGGAAAUCAGGAACAAGGCGGUACAUUGCACUCCAAAUUUUCACUUAAAGGAAUUAAAAACAAGUUGAAGCGCGUCAUGGGAGAAAACAGAAAAGAGCAGCACAGAAUUUCCAUGGAUGCUAUUUUACACAAAAUUCCAAAUGACAAUUCAGCGGAUUGCAGUAGAGAGUUUUCAGGGGAGCUAAGUGGGAGACAACUUCAGAGAAAAUCUUCUUACAGGGAAAAUUCAGAUAAGCCGGUGAACAGUGAUUCUUUAGAUGACCAUGAAGUUACUUCAGAAAAGGAUAAAAGUGUAACCAUUGAAGACUCUGGAUAUUCAAAGGAAAGAGAAGCUGACAUCUACGCCGAGGCCAAAAAACAUCUUGCUGAUAUGUUGAGUUAUAGGGAGGAAGAUCGGGAUUUGUCAGCAUUUAAAGUUUCAAAAAGCUUGGGAAAGACACUGUCGCUUCCUGAUUAUGUCUCACCACCUAUUUGCAGUCCUAGGGACUCUGAUCAUCCAUUCAUAACAGCACAGAUGAGAUUUUCCUUUUCUGACAAUUUAAAAGUUGUCGGUGAGAAGGUUUGGCAGCCUUUAAACCCAGAACUUUCAACUACAUCUAGCCAAAACUUUGAAACUGAGCUGCAUACAGACGAUGACUUCCAAACAGACGAUGACAUCCAAAUCCAAGCUCUUGACCUGAAUCCAGAUACCUCUCGAGAGUGUCCAGAGACUGUAGUUGAAGAAAGCAACUUGGCUUUGGAGGGAGAUUCCACAGAAGAAGAAACGAUUGCGGCAGUGCAUAUAGAAGAAAGUAAGUCCUCUGAUGAUCCCUGUGAAUCAAAUACUGGUGUGCCCGCCGACGUAAAAAUCUCCAGUACUGAGACAGACGGAACUUCAGAGGAAGAAGGAUCUUCAGGGAGCUUGAUGGAGGAAAACACAAAUAAUGAACCAUCCAUGUCUUCGUUGGAGUCGAGUUGUUUACUUGACCUGAAGGUUGAAGCUCUGGAGAGCUCCAGUGAUGGCGUUCCAGCAUGGGAAAGUCCAGUAUCUGUUCUCAAGCCAUUCUUUCUAGACGAUGCCAGUAGCCCUGCAACUCCCAAAUCUGACCGUGCUGAAUUGAAAAUAAAACCUGUAAGAAUCUGCUUCGAUGAACGCGAUUCCACUGUUGUGGUGGUAUCCCCUUCAGACCCUGAGCUACAUUCAGCAGCUUGUAUUGAGGACAGGAAACCAACGUAUGAGUAUGUAAGAGCCGUAUUGCGUGCCUCAGGCUUGAGCUGGGAUGAAUUCACAAGUAGCUAUGAAUCCUCAAGCCAUCUUCUUGAUGCAUCUUUAAUUGAUGAAGUACAAGUUCCAUCAAGUCGACUUUGUGGUGAACCAGAGUUGAUCUUUGACUGCAUCGAUGAAGUUCUUGUGGAUUUAUACGAACGAUACUUUGGGUGCCCACCUUGGUUAAAAUUUGUCAAGUCUGAUAUUCGGCCAGUUCCGGAGGGGAAUAGCAUCAUUCAAGAAGUAUGGGAUUUUAUUGACAGCAAUCUCAUACCUCAACCUCAGCCAUGUACAUUGGACCAUAUUGUUGGAAAAGAUUUCAAUAAAGAAGGAUCAUGGGGAAACCUGCGGUUAGACAUUGAAGACAUUGGUAUUGAGAUCAGUGAAGCUAUUUUGAUUGAACUGAUACAAGAUGCCGUAUUCGACAUGCGUUCCCUGGUAGAGCUUACAAGCUGAAAAGAGGAAGAUCAGAUUUUGGGUUCUUUGCAAAAAAGAGUCACUCAGACUCUUGUGUGAGUCUUUGAAGUGAAGGUUGGUUACAGAAUAGGACAUGGUGAAGGCUGCUUUUCCUUAUCUCCUGUUGGAUGCUUGGGUUUUGGGCACACCACUAACAUAGUUCUUACCAAGUCAAGAAGGCAAGAAUGGACGCAGAAACGAUUAAAGGAUUUUGCAGUGUGAAGAUGGAAUUGCAAGUCUUGAGAGGUUUUCAUAAUGAACUUAAAACCGAUUGAAGGAUGAAUUGAAGCCGACUUAUUCUUCAUUCUCGGUUAUGUUAGGUUCAUUGCGCGAGUAUUUGUCCUUUUUGUUCUUUCUUUGUACAGUUUUUUCAUCCUGAAAUGCUUUUGUCCUAGUAGGCUUGGUGCAGUAUUAGAGUGUUUUAUGUAAAAUGACAGUAAAAGCAAAAUACAAAAAGGAAAGGGUUUUCAGUAUAGUUUUGGCAGAUAA